CCACAGCUGCCAGGCUGCGCUUUUCAAACGCCGGCUGCGCGGGGCGGCGGUUGGCGGGGACUCGGGGCGGCCUGUGGUGCGAGGGCCGGUCGUGGCGGCUGUUGAGCGAGCGGCGGCGUUCUGCGUGGUCUCUGCGAGGAGCGGUGGCUGGCAGAAAGGACAGACCUGUUCCUAACCAUGUCCAGGAGAAAGAUGGAGAACAGAAGCCUUUCGGGCUUGUUGGCCACGUCUCUGCAGACACAAAUCAGGAUGGACAAUUUCCACAAUUUUUACAUGCUUGAGUCCAAAGAGCUGGGAAGAGGAAGAUGUGGUGUGGUUAGAAAAUGUAUAGCUAAAUCCACAGGUCAAGAAUAUGCAGCUAAGUUUUUAAAGAAAAGAAGAAGAGGUCAAGAUUGCAAAGCGGAGAUUCUUCAUGAAAUUGCUGUGCUUGAAUUAAUGAGAUCUAAUCCUCGCAUAGUUAAUCUCCAUGAAGUCUAUGAAACAGCAAAUGAAAUCAUCUUAGUGUUGGAAUAUGCGGCUGGAGGAGAGAUCUUUAACUUGUGUGUCCCAGAGCUGGAUGACAGAAUUGCUGAAAGUGACAUCAUAAGGCUUAUCAGGCAAAUACUUGAAGGACUUUGUUGCUUGCAUGAAAAAAAUAUUGUUCAUCUCGAUUUAAAGCCUCAAAAUAUUUUGCUGAGCAGCAUCAAUCCUCUUGGUGAUGUGAAGAUUGUAGAUUUUGGCAUGUCUCGGAAGAUUGAGAAUAGCACUGAACUGCGGCAAAUCAUGGGAACCACCGAGUAUCUCGCUCCAGAAAUCUUAAACUAUGACCCUAUUACCACAGCCACGGAUAUGUGGAACAUAGGUGUAAUAUCCUACAUGCUGCUGACUCAAGAAUCUCCAUUUGUGGGAGCUGAUAAUCAAGAAACUUUUCUUAAUAUAUCUCAAGUUAAUGUGGAUUAUUCAGAAGAAACAUUUUCAUCAGUUUCACAGCCAGCGAAAGACUUCAUUCAAAAACUUCUCAUAAAAAAUCCUGAGGAAAGGCCCACAGCAGAGGCCUGUCUCUCCCAUUUCUGGUUGCGGCAAGGGGAUUUCAUACUCUUGUGCAGCCCUGAAGAACCUUGCUGCCCAUCUCUGAUGCCAGGACAUGCAACAAAAUGCUCAGAAGAGCGGAAUGUGAGAUCCAGUUGUAAUGGCACUUGCAGCGACAAGGAAGACAAAGAAAACAUCCCAGAGGACAGCAGUAUGGUCUCCAAACGCUUCCGGUUUGACGAUUCACUGCAAUAUCCCCAAGACUUCAUGACAGACUUUGUAUGUUAAUGCGUAACAUAGACUUUCAUAAGAAUGGGUUGAGUGUAAUCUAUUCCAGCGGCAAGUGCAAGAUUGGCUUGCCAGUUUGUGCAGUGUUGCUGUACUGGAAACGCACUUUGAUUCUUUAUUCUGGUGCUUGCUUUUCUAUCCGUUGCUGGCAAUGGGUUUAACUCCUGAGAAUUGGAGUUGUAGCACCAGUAAAAUGAAUUAUUUUUUUAAGAAGAUAUAAUUAAAUAUUUUUUGCACUUUUUAAAUUUCAGUCCAAAAAUGAUGCCAAAUUAAGGCCUGUACAUGUGUUGAGAUAAACUCAUUUUAUUGAGUUUUUGCCUAAACUUUGAGCUUUGCCAAACAGCAGUUGAACAGCGUGUACGUUUUUAUGACUAGCCUUCAGAAGCGGGUCUAAGUAGGUAGAACUGAAUCUAGCUGUCUUAAUGGGCAUAUCUGUGACCUUUCUCCUCGAUUUAAAUGACAGCUAAAAGCAGCGUUCUGGGAUGAUUGAUCUGCUGGGGCCAUCUGGAAAACUGCUUUUUCUCUGGUGUCGUUAGUAGUUAAGGAAAUGUUUUUCUGGUCCACCUAGAGAUUGAAAUGUAUAUUGAGCGAGGUGUUUUUCCAUUGUUUCCUGUGGAUGCAUGUAAUGCUUGAAAAGAAAACGGGUAGAUGGUCAGUCCUUGUGUUAGUGAUACACUGCUUCUUACCAGUGAGUUAGAUUUGAAGAGGACAAGUUUUCCAUUCUGUUGUGAUUAUUUGAUACACGUUAGUUGUCUUUCAUAAAAUAUCUGAAGUAUAUUGUCUAGAAUUAUUGACCUAUUCCUUAUCUUAAAACCAAAAAAUGAACACAAAGCCAUGAAAUGCCUUAAGUUCAAAUUAAUAACUGAAUAAACUGAAAAUGACUUUUUUUUUUUUUUUUUGCCAGUAGAGUUGCAAUUAAAAGCUUUUCAUUAUGCCUUUUUAAUGUUGAUGUGCAGUGGGUUUUUCUGUCAAUUACUGUUAUUCACACAACUUAGCUUUAUGCCUGCCUUGAGAAAUGGACUGCAGUGUGUUAAUAUUUAAAGGCAAACGACCCAGUAAUUAUUUUAAGUCUUUUCAUUUGCUUUGUUUAAUGUGUUUGUUAUGUGUUCAAGUUAUAUCCCUUUCAAUUCCUGUUUCUAGGCUCAGAGAAGUAACGUGUAAGUCAAACUUCAGCUUAGAGCAAACAUCAGUCAUGUCUCAACAGCCUGAAACUAACAGUUUAACACAGAAAAACUGACAAGAUCCUAAUCAUAACACUGAAGCUAAAACUCUGUGUAGAAAGUAUAUUAAAACUUCUGUAAGUAUUCUGAAAGUAAAUGGUACUUCGAAGUAGUUCUAAGCCCUGAGGAUUAGAAAAUUCCAGACUUAGUCUCCUUAAUUUGGUUUCUUUUAUUUAAUAAAAUAUCACAAUCUAA
Molecule: messenger RNA, 2711 nt
Organism: Lagopus muta (rock ptarmigan)
Lineage: Eukaryota; Metazoa; Chordata; Aves; Galliformes; Phasianidae
Gene: STK17B
Product: serine/threonine kinase 17b
Exons: 8
Coding region: 178-1296 (372 amino acids)
Biological process (GO): protein phosphorylation; intracellular signal transduction; positive regulation of apoptotic process
Cellular component (GO): nucleus
Molecular function (GO): ATP binding; protein serine/threonine kinase activity
Source: RefSeq, a predicted model, not a curated record